AUGGUAGCGAUUAGGAAACAGAGAAACAACUCUUUAGUGUCCCAUCCUCAAGAAACCCAACUUUUUCGAAAAGUUAGGAUCAUUGUAGCUGAUCCUUACGCAACUGAUGACUCCUCUAGUGAUGAAGAGGAGGAGAUGAAGCCUAGGCCUCGUCCUGUGAAACGCAUUGUCCGUGAGAUUAACUUCCCACCUCGUGACGACCCUUCUUCACAGAUUACUACUAAGACUAUCAGCAAGAAAGGGAAGUCUUUGUUGGCUUCUUCUCGUGGUAGGUUGGGUCAGAACAAGCUUGUUGGUGUUAGGCUGAGGAAGUGGGGGAAGUGGGCUGCUGAGAUUAGACAUCCGAUUACUAAAACGAGGAGAUGGUUGGGUACUUUCCGUACACAAGAAGAGGCUCAUCAGGCUUAUAAAAAGAAGAGGAGAGAGUAUGAUGAACUUCUUGGUAUUGUUGUUGAUCCUGUCCCUGAGGUUUCUUUGUCUGAGAAUAGUCAAAGCUCACGCUCUUCUACUACUAAUCCUCCUGAGCAGGAAGAUACUUCAGCUUCAGCUCUUAAAGAAGAGAUCAAGAUCACUACUACCAAUGAUGUUGAUUUGGGGAAGGAAGUGUUGUUUGAUUUCAACUUUGCUGAUUUACAGAUUCCUGAUUUUGGUUUGUUUAAUGAUGGUGGAGGACCAAUGAGUGGUGCUGGUGGUGGUGGAAAUGAUCUUGGUUUAGACUUUGAUUGUUUCUUCACUGAUGAUCAGCUUGAUGAUUUUGGUUUAUUGGAUGAUAUUGAUGGAUUUGAAGAUAGUGGUCCGAGUGCGUUACCGGAUUUCGACUUUGCAGAUGUUGAGCUUGAGUUAGCUGGCUCGAGUUUCCUUGAUCAGGCCUCGCCUCUCAACAUCACUUGCCCUAUGAAAAGUUUUGCUACUUAA
This is a messenger RNA of Eruca vesicaria subsp. sativa (arugula), 915 nucleotides long. Lineage: Eukaryota; Viridiplantae; Streptophyta; Magnoliopsida; Brassicales; Brassicaceae. The record is from the annotation of a GenBank genome assembly.